UGAUAAGUCAAGAGACCAAAGUCAUUAACGGCUCUUCUCUGUUUGGUUUUGAUAUGGGGUUUCCAAAAUUCUGUUUCUUGGUGGUGAUGGCUGCUGUCCUGCAUGGAUCGACUCAAGUUGUGCAUUGUUAUGACCGGCCACCGCCCCGGGAGACUCUUGUGGUGUCGCUCGCAGAAGAUGUUGAUCCCACCAUUCCACAACAAAUUCAUAUAUCUUUGGUUGGUAAAGAUAGAAUGCGAAUUUCUUGGAUUACCAACGACCAUGCUCCGUCCACAGUAGUAUACGGUACAUCUCCAGGGAAACAUGAUCAUUCUGCAAAUGGGUCCUUUUCGUCUUAUAAACAUGGAAAUUACACAUCGGGUGACAUACACGAUGUGGUUAUAGGUCCAUUGGAUCCGAGUACUGUGUAUUAUUACAGUUUUGCCCAUUGUUCAACCCUUGAGUACUCUUUCAAGACUCCCCCAACCCAAUUUCCAAUCAAAUUUGCAGUUUCAGGUGAUCUUGGACAAACUGGAUGGACAAAAUCUACCCUUGAACAUAUUUCACAAUCAAACUAUGAUGUGUUUCUACUUCCUGGAGAUUUGUCCUAUGCCGAUACAGUGCAGCCACUGUGGGACUCUUUUGGUCGCCUGAUGGAGCCACUGGCCCGUCAAAGGCCGUGGAUGGUGACAAUAGGGAACCAUGAUAGUGAGAAUAUUACAGAAAUCCCCAAGCCCACUUUUAUUGCAUACAAUACAAGAUGGCGUAUGCCAUUUGAAGAGAGCAAGUCCACUUCUAACUUGUACUACUCAUUUGAGGUUUAUGGGGUUCAUGUCAUCAUGUUGGGUUCUUAUGCCGAUUUUGGGCAUGACUCGGACCAAUACAAAUGGCUACUGUCUGAUUUGAAGAAGGUUGAUAGGACUAAAACACCAUGGCUUGUCGUGCUUGUACAUGCACCAUGGUAUAACUCUAACUAUGCUCAUCAAGGUGAGAUACAAUCAGUUGGUAUGAUGGAAUCAAUGGAGAGUUUGCUUUACAAAGCUCGUGUUGAUGUCGUUUUGGCAGGCCAUGUCCAUGCUUAUGAGCGUUUCAAUCGUGUUUACAAUCAAGAAGCUGACGAUUGUGGCCCAGUUCAUAUCACAAUUGGGGAUGGAGGCAACCUCCAUGGUCUUAAUAGCAAGUACAUGGAACCACAACCUAAACUAUCAGCAUUUAGGGAAGCCAGUUUUGGGCAUGGGGAAUUCGAGAUGGUCAAUGCAACUCAUGCCCUAUGGUCGUGGCACAGAAACGAAGACGAUGAAUCUGUUAAGGCUGAUUCCGUUUGGAUCAGAAGCCUGUCUUCUGAUAACUCUUGUAAAAAGCUAUAAACAUGAAUUCUUUUACAAUAGCCCAAAAUGAGUAAUAAUGAACACAAACGUUGUGUCAUGUUUUUUAUUUAAUAUCAUGUCGUUAAGGGUCACAAAAAAAUCAUGUCGAUUAAUCAAAUUUUAUAGUUGAAUUAUAAUGACAUAAGGUAUUAUUGUAUUA
Messenger RNA from Erigeron canadensis, 1506 nucleotides. Its product is annotated as probable purple acid phosphatase 20. Gene Ontology annotation, molecular function: metal ion binding; acid phosphatase activity. The transcript is spliced from 5 exons. Lineage: Eukaryota; Viridiplantae; Streptophyta; Magnoliopsida; Asterales; Asteraceae. The coding region runs from base 54 to 1346 and encodes 430 amino acids. The record is from RefSeq and is a predicted model, not a curated record.